AUGAGCUCUUAUUUCGUCAACUCACUGUUCUCCAAAUACAAAACCGGGGAGUCCCUGCGCCCCAAUUAUUAUGACUGCGGCUUCGCCCAGGACCUGGGCGGCCGACCCACCGUGGUGUACGGUCCCAGCAGCGGCGGCAGCUUCCAGCACCCGUCGCAAAUCCAGGAGUUCUACCACGGGCCGUCGUCGCUGUCCACGGCUCCCUAUCAGCAGAACCCGUGCGCCGUGGCGUGCCACGGGGACCCGGGCAACUUCUACGGCUACGACCCGCUGCAGCGGCAGAGCCUGUUCGGUGCGCAGGAUCCAGACCUGGUGCAGUACGCAGACUGCAAGCUCGCCGCCGCCAGCGGCCUGGGGGAGGAGGCCGAGGGGUCCGAGCAGAGCCCGUCGCCCACACAGCUCUUCCCCUGGAUGCGCCCGCAAGCAGCCGCUGGACGCAGGCGAGGCCGACAGACCUACAGCCGCUACCAGACCCUGGAGCUGGAGAAGGAGUUCCUAUUUAAUCCCUAUCUGACUCGCAAGCGGCGGAUCGAGGUAUCGCAUGCGCUGGGACUGACAGAGAGACAGGUCAAAAUCUGGUUCCAGAACCGGAGGAUGAAGUGGAAAAAAGAGAACAACAAAGACAAGUUCCCUAGCAGCAAAUGCGAGCAGGAGGAGCUGGAGAAACAGAAGCUGGAGCGGGCCCCGGAGGCGGCGGACGAGGGCGACGCGCAGAAGGGCGACAAGAAGUAG
Molecule: messenger RNA, 732 nt
Organism: Physeter macrocephalus (sperm whale)
Lineage: Eukaryota; Metazoa; Chordata; Mammalia; Artiodactyla; Physeteridae
Gene: HOXB8
Product: homeobox B8
Exons: 2
Coding region: 1-732 (243 amino acids)
Biological process (GO): regulation of transcription by RNA polymerase II
Cellular component (GO): nucleus
Molecular function (GO): DNA-binding transcription factor activity, RNA polymerase II-specific; RNA polymerase II transcription regulatory region sequence-specific DNA binding
Source: RefSeq, a predicted model, not a curated record